Molecule: messenger RNA, 1260 nt
Organism: Peronospora matthiolae
Lineage: Eukaryota; Oomycota; Peronosporomycetes; Peronosporales; Peronosporaceae
Source: the annotation of a GenBank genome assembly
AUGGGUAUCUGCCCUGACGCUUUUGAUGGAGAUGAACUGCUGAGUUGCAGCUUGGAACAGUUGAAGGACGCGGCGAAUGAGUUUGUAGAGAUCAUGAUAAUGCUGGUGGGCAAAGCGAAUACUCCUGAAGACAAGAUCGGGACGCCCUCGGGCUCGCUCCGUAAACACCCCGCGGGAUCGCCCCGCUACGCCUCGGAUGACUCCGAGAGCGAGUCAGAUGGAUCCAUCAGCAUUCGUCAGAUGUCUCUAGGACCAUCGGGUGGAAGGUUCUUAAAGGACAAGAUCGGACAAGCCAAGAUCGACGCCUAUAAGGGACAAGCCAAGAGCAACAUGCCGCAGAGAUCGGCCAGUACCCGCACUGGGCUGGAGGAUCAAGAAGAGGGCGAUCUAAGUCGGUACUUCAAUUCAGCCAUGAAGAAGUACGAGGCGGAUCAACGUACAGCUCAGCGAAUGAAUCGACAGCCAAACCGCUACCCAGAUCGACGUACUUUGCUCAAACCUUCACACGAAAGCCUUGACAUGCCGGAUGUGGAGAUGGAGUCGGUGGGGUCGGACAUUUACCAACAUAUCCAUGAGGCGGCGGAAUACGACCCGGAUGAUCUAUGGAUGCCCGAACCACGGCGCCCUCAUGUAACCGCGACCGGUGCGACUACCGGAGGGGGAAGCAUCACGCAGAGGAUCAGAAUCUCAGCGAUUUCUGAGCUGAAAGAAUUCUCAGGGAAGGAUCGGGAAGAAGACAAAGCACGGACCUGGAUCGGCAAAGUGAAAUCAGCGUUUAUCCGGGACCAAGCACCGGACGAGGAGAGAUGUCUGGUCUUCGGUGAUCUCAUGGUGGGCCCAGCCCGCUACUGGUACCGACAGCUGAGUAGAUCGACGAGAUUCAAUUGGAAAGAAUUGAUGAACAGUUUUCUUGUGGAGUAUGCAGGACACGGGAUGUCCGCGAGCAGGCAGUACUACCACGCAAAGAAACGAUCGGAGGAAGAUCCUUUACAGUACCUGUAUCGGCUUAAUGUGAUGGGAAUGCGGGCGAAGAUACCGGUGAUGACUGGAUUGCCAGCUGCGCGCAAGGAACAUGUCAACCAUUUCAUUGACACCUUUGACGACCCCGAUCUGUCCAUUGCUACUGCUGAAUGUAGAAGACGCGGGAGCCAUGCAAAAGACACUGCACGGAUAUCAACAAGGGAGAUCGCGUCAAGGGAAAGUGAUGAUGGGAUCGUCCAAGUUCAGGCAGAAGGGAACUCAGGGUCCAGCGCUGUCUAA